Striga hermonthica is the source of this 1269-nucleotide messenger RNA. The record is from the annotation of a GenBank genome assembly. Lineage: Eukaryota; Viridiplantae; Streptophyta; Magnoliopsida; Lamiales; Orobanchaceae.
AUGGGCCGCGCAACUGACUGGUUUCGCUCGCUUUGGACCUCUAAACCCAAGAAGAUUAGAAGCAAGCGGGCCCUCCCGACCUCCGGCAAUAAUUCCGGCCAGUCCAAUAAUCGUUCCGAGGACCCAUUGGCAAGUCCCUUCGCUGAGGGAAUCGAUGCCAACAAGCACGCUAUAGCCGUGGCGGCGGCCACAGUUGCGGUGGCCGAGGCUGCUCUUGCGGCCGCCCAGGCGGCGGCGGAGGUCGUCCGUCUAACCAGUGGUGGCCGGAGUGGGAGGGGCGAACCUGUCGAUCGGAGGCUAGUGUGGGCGGCCGUCCGGAUUCAGUCUGCUUUUCGAGCCUAUUUGGCAAGGAGGGCAUUGAGGGCCCUUAAGGGGCUGGUUAAGCUGCAAGCCCUAGUAAGGGGCCACAUUGUCCGAAAGCAAAGUGCGGACAUGCUUCGGCGCAUGCAGGCCAUGGCCCGAAUCCAGGCCCGGGCCUCUGCACAUCGAUCUUACACGUCCGAGUUGCCCAGUGCAAAAACCGUCUUCUCCAAUUCCCAUCAUCCCGGCUGCAUGAACCACAUAAAAUAUGAAGAGAAGUCAAAUAGCAUAAGCAAUGGUGGAUCACCUCAAAAGCGUAACAACACGAACUCACGCAGCAGCACCACCAGCAACAAUGAGAACUCUCAAAUCGCCUCUCAAUGGCUAAGCCAUUGGAUGGAGCAAUGCGCCUGGGAUCAAAAGAACCCCCCUGUCGACACCCGAGCUGACAAGAUCCUCGAAAUCGAUACGUGGAAGCCCUGGCGCAACAGAACUCAGAAUGACCAAAAUACACCCACCUCCCAAUACUUGUCUGCAUACAAGGCGCACCCCAGCGCAUCCCCCGAGGAUGCCUCGGCCGUCGGUGGGGAUCACCAGCAGGCAGCAGGGCACACACGUGCGGGGGAUGACAGCCCGAGGGUGCGUUUGGCUUCUGGUAGACCCAAUGUAAGAGGGACCGAGUGUUCGAGAAGCUUGUUUGGGGACAACCCGAGCUACAUGGGCAACACCAAGUCUUCCCGCGCCAAGGUCAGGUCUCACAGCGCGCCAAAGCAGAGGGUGCAAAUGGAGCUGCUAAGUGCCUCAUAUGGGUGGGAGAAUUCAGACACGGUCUCUGAAAGGGGUUCAUUCUCCAUGGCAGGGCCCAGGGGAGCUGGUUAUCGUUACUCGGGUCAGGUGAGAAGGCAAGGAAUUCCCGUGUGGGAUGGGGCUGCUGCCAGGUUUGGGUCCAUUUAUAGCCGUAAGAUGUAA